CGGGCGAUCCGCCGUGAAGAUGGAGGCGCCGUUUUACCCGAGGAAGGACUGGAGCUGCUGCCCGACUUCGUGCCGCUGCCGGGUUUCGGUACCGCCGGCGGACCCGGAGCCGAUGCGGCGGCGGGGCAGAAGCUGCUGCUGGGCGCCGGCAAGAAGCGGGACCUGCCGGCUGCCGCCCCCGCGCCGCUCCCGGGGCCCUUCGCCCUUCGCCCGCCUGCCGGCGCCCGCGGCAGCGCGGCGGCCCUGCGCUUGCUGCCGCCGCCGCCCGCCGCCGCCGCCGCCCCGCCGCCGACCGCGGGCUCCGCGGAGACCGGCAGCGGCGGCGGCGCGGCGGCGGCCCGGGGCGGCCCGGAGGCCGCGCUGGGGUCGGCUGCGGAGCUGCCGCUGCUGAAGCUGCCGCCGGCCGCCGACCUGGAGCAGCUGCUGAUCCAGGGGGGUGCGGGGCUGGGCGCGGGCAGCCCAGGGCCGACGGCACCCGGGGCGGGGAGCGGCGGGGCGGCGGCGCCGGGGCCGUUCCUCUACCGGCAGCCGGUGACGCAGGAACAGGAGGGUUUCGCCGACGGCUUCGUCAAGGCCCUGGCCGACCUGCACAAGCAGAACCAGCUCCUGGCGGCGCCACCGCCGCUCUCCGCGCCGGGACCCUGCUGCACCGCCCGCCCGGGGCCACCGGGAGCCCCCGCCGCUGCCGCCGCCGACCCUCCGGCCGUCUACACCAACCUGAGCGGCUUCAACCCCGCGGGGCCGCUGAGCCCCUCGGGCAGCGCCUACCCCUCCGCCUCCGCCCCGCCGCCGCCGCCGGGCCUGGCCUUCGGGGCGGCGGGUCUGGGGAGCGCCCGGCUGCCGCCGGCGCGGUCCCUGGAGGAGCCGCAGACGGUGCCCGAGGUGCCGCCGUCGGCGGGCGGGGAGGGCGGCAGCACCGCGCCGACGCCGCCGUCGCUGUCGCCGCUGGACGCGGAGAGCCAGGAGCGGCUGAAAGCCGAGCGCAAGCGGCUGCGAAACCGCAUCGCCGCCUCCAAGUGCCGCCGGCGGAAGCUGGAGCGCAUCGCCCGGCUGGAGGAGAAGGUGAAGGCGCUCAAGGGGCAGAACGCCGAGCUGGCCGCCACCGCCAACCUCCUCCGCGCCCAGGUCACUCAGCUGCAGGGUCGCGUCCGCAGCCACCUCUCCUCCGGCUGCCACAUCAACGCCGCCGGGCAUCCUCCUCCUCCUCACGCCGCCGCCCAGCCGCGGGAGACUCCCCCCGAGGCGGCCGCCGCGCCGGAGACCAGCGCCUGCUGAGGAGGGACACCCCGCCGGCCCCGGCCCACCCACCCGGGGGCACCGCGGGUCAAGGGGACAUGAGUUCUUGCGCUGGAGUCCUGCUUGGGCGGUAUCCUCUCAAGUCAGUGAAGAAACAGCAAAUCCAGCCUUCUGGAUUCCAACUAAUUCUUCUGAAGCACAGAUACCUCAAAACAUAUGUCGAGGUGUUGUGUGUAGACACCAGCGUGCAUAGAGAAGGGGAUGGCCAAAG
Messenger RNA from Taeniopygia guttata (zebra finch), 1507 nucleotides. Its product is annotated as transcription factor Jun-like. Gene Ontology annotation, molecular function: DNA-binding transcription factor activity, RNA polymerase II-specific; transcription factor binding; RNA polymerase II cis-regulatory region sequence-specific DNA binding. Gene Ontology annotation, cellular component: transcription regulator complex. Gene Ontology annotation, biological process: regulation of cell cycle; regulation of cell population proliferation; regulation of transcription by RNA polymerase II. The record is from RefSeq and is a predicted model, not a curated record. Lineage: Eukaryota; Metazoa; Chordata; Aves; Passeriformes; Estrildidae.